CGGAGAUAUAGAUUGUUUUACCACUUGGGAUUGAAUACAUGAAUCAGUCAUGUGUCUGGUAUGAGAUAUGAGGUUUUUAUUACAUACUCAUGAUCAUCCAAAGUGGUAUAGACAAUGAAAUUGGGCCAAUAAAAGUAUGUAUCAUUGUGUGGAAUAAAAUGAGCUUGUCAAAAUCUAUGGAAUUGUAAUGCUGUAAAGGUUGAUUUGGGUUUUAUUUUCUGCUACAGCUAGUCACAGCUACAGUCGUAAGUCUAGUUCUCAUACUAGGAUGUUGGACGACAGCUUUGAGAUAACCAACUACUGUCCCCCUGACACUGUUGAGACUUUCCUUGAAGAGCUAAACCACUCACAGGGUGAUGACUUGGAUGAUCAGGAAACGGCACCAGCACCACCACGAGCUUCCUCAGACUGGUCUACUAGAAAGAGUCUCCUCUCAGAGAGGUGGGAGAAAGAGAGACCCUGUCUGGUGAAUACCAUGGUGGCACAACAAAAUGUGAACACUCAGAUCUGCCAACAAUGUGGCAGCAGUGCAGCUGCUGUCCGUUGUCGUGACUGCCGACCACAACCAUUCUUUUGUGCUGAUUGUGAUGUCAGUAUACACCGAAACCAUGUUUUCCACAACAGGGAUGCAACAAUAGCUGGAUUCUUUCAGCCAUUGCCUCCAACAACCUGUGUCGUGGAGAGGGCUCUUUCCCAGUGUGUGUGUAUUGUGCCGUUGGAGAUUCCCAAAAAAAUAUGUAGUUGUUCUCCGGGAUCGUUGAGUGUCAACACAGGAAAAGUUGUUGCUGUGGUUACAAUGAAUGGACGAUAUGAUCUCAGUAUGCCUGAGAUGAAAUGUGAGGCAUGCAAAGCCACAUGGAGCGCUGGAGUGGAUGACUUAGUCCGUAAUGACUACUGGCCUGCUACCCUUCACUUUUCCACGGUGUACGCUACAGAUGUUUUUUGUUCUUAUGAAGAAUUGAAGAUGGCAGCACCAUGACUGUCCUGCCAAGCAUUCUUAAGAAUGCUUGAUCAACGAACUGUCCGCUUUGGCCGUACUGGGAAGAUCACAGCAGACAGCUUCAGAAAAAGCUUUUUGGAGUGGGAGGCUGUUAGAUUUGAAGUGGAUAAGAUCUGCAGGGAGGAACAUUUUAUCUGUCCUGCAUGCACCCCAGACAUGCUUGCUGUUUCUGUGGAUGGAAAUCGCAAGCACUACCGCUUUAAGAACACAGCAAGAUCUGAAGAACAAGCCUUAUUUGAUGGCAUCUUCAUUGCAAAAGAUGAUGAAGUAGAAAGAUUUGUGGAUUACAUUCAUUCCAACACCAACCAUGUCUCUGGAAGAGGUGUCUGUGGAGGGGAGUGGUCAGCUGCCAGGGAAACUUCUCAGAGAUCCUCUAGUAAAAUUGAUGAGGAGGGACUUGAGCUUGCGGUCUGUCGACAUGGAGUUUUUCUCGGCGCUCUCAACAUGUUCAGGGGAGAAAUAUAUGCUUAUCCCCUCUACCUGCAGAACAAGCUGGCAAAUAAGUCAAUAAGCUUUUUUGCCAUGGAUGUAACCUGCAAGUACUGGCCCUACCUCCACAAAGUGACAAAAAGCUGCCCGGAGCUCCGGCACCUUCUGAGCAUGAAACCAUUCCUCUCAGUGUUUCAUGCCAAAGCCCAUGAUUUUAAAUGCGAGGUUAAAUGGAGUGGAGCUUACCAGCAAGGGGCCGGAUUGACACUUGGGGAGGAGGUUGAGCAGUGUAACGCCUUCCUCUCUAGGAUUGCUGUGACCACAAAGCACAUGUCCAAAGCAGGACGUAUAGACAUGCUUACACUGAGGUCGGGCCCGGAUUCAGCGCAAAAUCAGAGAGGAGAAGGCCAUUCUUAGCUCUGUCGUUGAAAAAUACAACAGUAUGGUUCCAGAUACAGAAAGAAUCGUCUUUGACAUCAUUCUCUCUGACGAGACAGUUUGGCCAUGGCAACUUUCACAUGGUGACGCUGUAGAUUUGAAAAUCAAGAGGAAGGCGUUUGAUGUUGUGAUAGCAAUAAGGAGACUUGAGGAGGAGAAGAAGAUUGUUCUUUCUGAGAUGGCAAAGCAUUGGAAAUCUCUCUCCACUCGUGCAGACACACUCAAGGAGAUGUCAUCCCAGCUUUCCAGUGAGGCAUUGCAAAGUGAGCUGUGGGCUCUAAAUGAAGAAGGGUUCAAGGGUUUCCUCAGCUUAACUUUGAGAAAGAAGCAAGAAGUCACCAGAAUGAUGAAGCAUGCAAGAGACUGCUAUGCUCAAGUUUUGACUGGAACAAGUAUGGACUUCCAGAAUGAUUGGGAUGGAUACGACAGUGAUUCUGAACUGUCAGAUUGAGGACUGUCAGUUUGAGGAGCUCUCGAAGUGAUAAAUGACCAGUUAUUCACAUUUGGUUCGAUUUCUUAUAUUUGUCAGUGUUUCCUUUGUUUGUUUGUUUUUAGUAGUGGGGGCAGGUCCAAAAAAAUCACCAGUUAAAGCUGCCGUCACCCUAUUUCUGAUACCGUGGGGGGGCAGAAAUGUUCAGUUACACCUCAAUGCAGUACAUGAGAUCCACGGGGAGGAGUCGGAUCAAGAUCCAAGGGGUGGAGAUGGGUAGGAUUAGGGUUGGGUUUAGGGAUUAGGGGUGGGGUUUAGGGAUCAGGGGGCGGAGUUGGGUAGGUUUAGGUGUAUGUAAGGUGGGAGGAGUUGGAUCUGGAUCCGACUCCUCCCCAUGGAUUUCAUGUUCCGCAGUGAGAACCAUCUCGAAAUGUUGGUGUGGGGGGCCACCACAGUCAAAUCAACAAAGAGGAAACACUGUUUGUAAGUCAGAUAUGCUUGAAUAAUAGUAAUUAUCAUAUCUACAUGUUACAUUACAACAAUAAUAAUGAAUGUAGUUAUACAAACUGAAAUUAAUUUAAGAAACUGUUUUUUGAAUAGUCGUCUUCUGUUUAUGGUAGAACAAAACUAUGUGCAGAAAAGUUUACAGGAAGGUGUAA
Micropterus salmoides (largemouth bass) is the source of this 2956-nucleotide messenger RNA. RefSeq lists its product as uncharacterized. Bases 1004 to 1846 code for a protein of 280 amino acids. NCBI's taxonomy places the organism in Eukaryota, Metazoa, Chordata, Actinopteri, Centrarchiformes, Centrarchidae. The transcript is spliced from 11 exons. The record is from RefSeq and is a predicted model, not a curated record.